Messenger RNA from Fusarium odoratissimum NRRL 54006, 1114 nucleotides. RefSeq lists its product as uncharacterized. The transcript has a single exon. The coding region runs from base 107 to 913 and encodes 268 amino acids. The record is from RefSeq and is a predicted model, not a curated record. NCBI's taxonomy places the organism in Eukaryota, Fungi, Ascomycota, Sordariomycetes, Hypocreales, Nectriaceae.
CAUCCUUGAUUUCAGGUCGAUCGACCUCCAUAAACCAGAGGCAAAAGCCUCACAUUUCCUCUCUUUUCAUUCUCAUCUCAACAAUUGAUCAAUUAACUCUCAUAUAAUGCAAGUUUCCAAGCUUCUAAGACCCAUCUCCACUCCACUGCCGAGCUUCUACAUCUCCCGAUCGGCCCCGCACUCCCGGGUCCGAAAUCGCAUCAUCGGACCUCCCGUAAACACGACCCUCUCACACAUCAGCAUCAAAGCCUUCUCGUCAGCCAAAAUGGAGUUCCCACCCUUCCACAACUCAAUCCUCUGCCCUGCACUUGACCUGGUGCCAGAGAACGCACCACCUGAUUUGUUCGCCUCGGAAUUGUCCUUCUUUGCUUCUCAUCCAUGGACGGCUUCUCUGCUCUGCGCUCCUGAUGCGAUCCCUUUUCUUCCUUCAUGUCGCAAUCCAAAGUCACAAGCGCAUGAUCAGCUUUUUGGGAACACACUCAAUAAUUCUCGUGGCCUGAGGCAUCUUAUCAGUUACUUUCGUGCGCCUAGUUUUGAGGUCGCCAAGGAUCCUGCACAUAACAUCACUGAGAUUGCGGUGCUUGUAUCAGUGGGCGAAGGUGUAAGCGGGUAUCCUGGGAUGGUUCAUGGCGGAAUUGUCGCGGCGUUGUUGGAUGAGUCAAUGGGUACCAUCUUUGAUUUGAAUGGGACUUUGGGUAAAGAGGCUAGGGCGUUCAAGACGCAUAGCGUGACGGGUGGCAUAGACGUGAAGUAUCUCAAGCCUGUGCCAACAGACAGCGUUGUCUGCAUCACAGCUGUUGCAGAAGAGAUUGAUGGUCGGAAGACAAAGGUCAGAGGCGAGAUGAAGGAUGAGAAAGGCGAAGUGCUGGCGACCUGCUCAAGUCAAUGGGUAGCACUUAAACCAAGCUUGUGAUCAAAGGAGGCCGGCAUACAUAUAUGGUGGCGAGCAGGCUCCUGGAUUAGAAGAAGACUAUAUAUUACUACCUAGACAUAAGAAGAAAGGUAUCAAGGAAUGCAAGAGUGACAAAGCAAAAGUGGUAUAUGAAAUCCAUACAGGAACCUUUCGCCAAUACUGAGAAGUCCAUCUAAUCAAGGUACAAAUUAUUUUCAGCCG